Messenger RNA from Pomacea canaliculata, 2143 nucleotides. RefSeq names its product putative phospholipase B-like 2. Gene Ontology annotation, biological process: phospholipid catabolic process. The record is from RefSeq and is a predicted model, not a curated record. Gene Ontology annotation, cellular component: extracellular region. The transcript has 12 exons. Gene Ontology annotation, molecular function: glycerophospholipase activity. NCBI's taxonomy places the organism in Eukaryota, Metazoa, Mollusca, Gastropoda, Architaenioglossa, Ampullariidae. The coding region runs from base 408 to 2123 and encodes 571 amino acids.
UGCGUGGAGGAUUCAUCGACUACAAGUCAAGAAGCUCUCGCCAAGGAGCAGACUGUAGUCAAUUGUUAGGUCUCCCAUUUCUCCUGCUGUGUUGCUAUACGCGGUUGCCCGGUCGUGCGUGCACGGGAGUUGAUCAGAGGAUGGAGGCUGCUGCAGUUCAGAUUUUGCUUAUAAGUUCCUACUUUAUGUGCAUCGAGCACCGUACCUCUCGCCUCCUUGUUUUUGUUGUUUACUAUUUUGCAGACUGUAUGGUUGUAAUGAAUCUUGCAUACGUGUAAUGAUCGUUAUCGCACUUUAUUAUUUUUAAUCUCCGGAGGAUAUCGAGUGUGAUAGUCAUCAGAUCCAGAGUGAAUCGAUCGUCUGUCUGCUGGAGCUGGAACUGAUCAGUAGCAAAAUCAGCUUCCAGUAUGAGCAGCGCGAUGCAUGGCCUGUUAGUGUUCUGGAUCACCGUCACUGUCAUCCAGUGGCCAUUGCCAUCUGCUGUUGGUGCUACCUUUGGGGCCACUGACAGCGUCACCGAAAUAUACGUUUCCUUUGACAGGAAUAACAGCGUUUUUAGUUUUCGAGAAAGACCAGAUGACUUUACAGUGGCACACGCUCGUUUUGACAACGCCAUUAAUCGCACUGGGUUUAGCUACCUGAGCAUCACAACAGUCAAUGACUAUACAUACCAACUCAACAGCUCAGUCCAAGCAUAUGCUGCUGGUUUGGCUGAAGGCUUUCUUACUCGUGAACUCAUUUCCCUUCAUUUUCUGAACACUAUUGGAAGCUUUUGUCAGAAUAGAACCACAUCGUCAUGCCAAAAACUGGAAACGUUCUUAAAGCAGAACUUGGAUUGGAUUACUGACAAUGUUAAUGCAAAUCCUGAUGACUCCUAUUGGUAUCAGGUGCGGCUAUUUUAUGAACAAAUUCGUGGUCUUCAAGAUGGCUAUCAGGGCACUCCAGCACAAAUAACGAUGGAUGUAGAUGAUUUCUUAGGGAUAUAUUUACUGCAGAUCUCAACUGAUGUGUAUGACAUAUCCAAAGCACUGUCUGAUGAUGGUGGCGAUGCUGAAUGGCCACAAUAUGGUCAUUGCUCUGCACUUAUCAAGUUGUUGCCAGGCAACAAAGAGAUUAAGGACAUCUUGAUUGCACAUGACACUUGGACGUCAUAUAAAGCCAUGUUGCGUAUUCUAAAACGAUAUGACACCUAUCUUCAUGAAAACCCAAUCGAAUCUGAUCCUGUGCUUGGACACACAAUGACAUUUUCGUCAUAUCCUGGAAGCAUAACAUCAAUAGAUGACUUUUAUGUAUUAUCUUCUGCAAUGGUCACCAUGGAGACUACUAACCCUUUAUUUAACAAGAAUUUGUAUAAGAAAAUUCAGCCCAAGUGCGUUUUGGAGUCAGUGCGUUCUAUGGUGGCCAAUCGACUUGCAGAUCAUGGUGAUGACUGGAGUCAGAUCUUCUCUCAGUUCAACAGCGGGACGUAUAAUAACCAGUGGAUGAUAGUUGAUUUGAAAAACUAUGAUCAGUAUUUCCAUGAAGUUCUUCCAGGAUUUGUGACAGUUUUGGAACAAAUUCCUGGCCAAAUUCGCUAUGCUGAUCUAACUGAUACCUUGCUAAGUAAAGGUUACUGGGCAAGCUACAAUUUACCGUAUUUUCCAGACAUCUUUAACAUGAGUGGUGUGCCAGAAAUGGUUGCAAAAUAUGGUGAUUUCUUCAGCUAUGAUCAGAGUCCACGUGCACAAAUUUUUCGGCGAGAUCAGUCUCAAGUAGUUGAUAUUGAAAGCAUGAUUAAAAUUAUGAGGUACAAUGAUUUUAAGAACGACCCCCUAUCCAGGUGCAACUGUACUCCCCCAUACAGUGGUGAAAAUGCUAUAUCUAGCCGCAGUGAUCUCAAUCUGCCAGAUGGACAAUAUCCCUUUCCAGAACUCAGUUUUGGUCUUGGUGGAGGAAUCGAUAUGAAGCUGACAUCCCUCUCCAUGGCCUUUGAAACUUUGACCUUCCUAGCCAUAAGUGGACCAACCUUUGACCCACUGCCACCAUUCCAGUGGAGCAAAGCGUUUAAUAACACCAGUGUGCCACACUUUGGUCAUCCAGAUCUAUUUCAGUUUGGCCCAGUGUAUUUCAAUGGAACUUUCUAGACCAAUAAAAAAAAAUUAUG